GGGAAGUGGGCAGGUCCGCUUUGAGGCGUCUGGUGGUGAAUGAGGCAGACGGGGAGACGAGCAGAUGAGGCCGGCGAUGUCUUGGGCCUCCCUCGUGCCGUGCGCGCGACGGUACGACAAUGACAAUCCGUGAAUAUCACUCUCACCCCGAUGUCAUAUGUCAUUGCCAAUUCACUGAUCCUGUGCAGAAUCCCCGGGAUGCUACCUUUGUCUAUAAACACACUCGCCGGCAGUGCAGGUACCUCCACCAUGACUUCUUGGUGCUUAUGCUGCAGCGACAAUUAUGGUUUGCUGCCAUUAUCACCGCGGAGGAUCAAAGACCACAACGACACAAACAUCUUAUAUGCCAGGCAGACUCGUGCACCAUGUCCGCCACAAGCAGCUCUCCCAAGCCUACUUCCCACAACACCUCGCAACCAGACCCAAAAGAUACUCCCUCUCUCACCGAUACCACGCAGUCCGACAUGUUCAAACAGGAGCGGAGCGGUGCCGACGCUGAACAGAAUGCCGCGCUCAUCAAGGAGGCUCCUCAUCCCAAAUGGAGGCCAUCGACAACAGAAACCCUGGUCAUGGUGACCUUGGCCAUCAUCUCGCUGAUGGUCAGCCUCGACGCCACUGUCAUUGUCACCGCCUUGUCGACAAUCGUCCAGUCCCUCAACGCGACAUCCACUCAAGGCUUUUGGAUAGGCACUUCCUACCUUCUGGUCGUCGCGGUGACCAUGCCAUUCACCGCCUCCAUCAGUGACAUUGUUGGACGUCCACAGACCCUCUUCACAGUCUUGUUGAGUUUCACUGUUGGAACCAUUCUUUGUGCCACCGCCCACAGCAUCGGCAUCAUGCUCGUUGGCCGUUGCCUGCAGGGCGUCGGUGGCGGUGGCGUCAUUAUUCUUUCCCUCGUCAUCUUUUCCGACAUUGUCCCUUUGCGGUUCAGACCGCAAUACGUUGGCGUUCUUCAAGGAGCAUGGGCCUUGGGAAGUGUCAUCGGGCCUAUCAUCGGCGGCGCCUUUGCCAGCCCGACUCGCUGGCGCUGGGUGUUCUAUCUGAUGUUGCCCUUUUGCGGCGUGGGGUUGAUCUUUGUGCCGCUCUUCGUGCGGCUCAGGCGCCCCGAGGCCACCCUGAAGGAGAUGCUGGGCCGCGUCGAUUGGAUUGGUGGGGUCCUCUUCAUCUCCUCCGCGACCAGCUUCCUCAUCGCCAUCUCUUGGGGCGGCACGACGUAUGCCUGGAAUCACUGGAGAACCCUUGUGCCGUUGUUGGUCGGCCUGGCGGGCCUGGUGGCCACCAUGAUAUGGGAACGAUUCGGCGCCAAAGAGACGGCGUUCUUGAGACACUCGCUAUUCCACGUGUGGUCGGCUCAUGCGAUCUACUUUGGCGCGUUCGCCCAAGGCCUCAUUCUUUAUGCACAACUCUACUACAUUCCCUUCUUCUUCGAGUCCGCCAAGCUGUACUCUCCCAUCCGCACCGGCGUCUCGCUGCUUCCCGUGCUGCUGACGCUGGUGCCGGCCUCGGUCAUCGUCGGCGCGGCCAUCACGCGCACCGCCAAGUUCCGGUGGGCGAUCACCACGGGCUGGGUGCUGGCGACGCUGGGCACGGGGCUGAGCAUCUCGUGGGACCGGGGCACCAGCACGGCCGUGUGGGCGGUGGAGAUGAUCGUGCUGGGGUUCGGGCACGGGCUGAACCUCAACGCCCUCAACACGGCGUCCCAGGCGGCGUGCAAGCCCGGCGACGAGGGCCGCGCGGUGGGCAUGUACGCCUUCCUGCGCAGCUUCGGGAUGGCCAUCGGCGUCGGCGUCGGCGGCUCCGUGUUCCAGAACGUCAUGAAGUCCAAGCUCGCCGCCCUGGGCCUGCCGACCGACAUCGCCCUGCGCGCCGAGGCGUACCUGGAGGUGCUCAAGCAGAUGCCCGCCGACUCGCCGCAGCGCGCGGCCGCGGUCGACGCCUACGUCGCGGGAUUCCACGGCGUCUUCGGCUUCUUGACGGGUCUCGCUGGCUUGGCCCUCCUCGUCGGCCUCUUCGUCAAGCACUUUGAGAUCAACAAGGAGCUCAUCACCGAGCACAAGCUGGUGGACGAGUCGCGCCUCAGCUGGCGCCGCGCGAGCCAGGGCACGGGCACCCGCUCGGGCCUGUCGACCGCGGACCACUCGCGCAUGCCCAGCCCUGAGCGCGGCCAGGAGGUUGUCGCAGAGCAGGUCUAGACACGCUUGUCAAGACACGCUUGCCACUCGCUGCGUGCAUUCAUCCAGCCAGCCAUCCAUCGACCCAUGCAUCCAGUCAUCUCCACGCCCUCUUACUCCCAGAUUUCGGAAAUCCGAGCUUCCAACACCGAAAAGGCUGAUGAACGACCCUUUCUAUCUCUGCCGUGUACCAACAGCAGCCAUACUUCCAUGUACUAUUACUAUCACUAUGAUUACCACCACCACUAUUAUUAUUAUUACUAUUACGGCUCCACGACCCUAGAAAAGCGAGCACCACGGCCUUUGGAUACCAGGCAGGCCAAGAGGAAAAAUGCACGGCGGCGGCCACAGAACCCGCGCGAGAUGGGAAAGAUGUCAGGGGUAAUGAUCAAUGACAAUGCGAUAAUGACGAUGAGGACGAGGAUGGAAAGGGGAAUGGCAAUGAUACCGGAUUCGAGACUUGGAUAGACAAAGAUAGACGGAUGAACACAAGGCAAAAAAUGGACAUAUUUAUCACAAGAAAGC
Messenger RNA from Cladophialophora immunda, 2696 nucleotides. RefSeq lists its product as uncharacterized. The transcript has 4 exons. Gene Ontology annotation, molecular function: transmembrane transporter activity. Lineage: Eukaryota; Fungi; Ascomycota; Eurotiomycetes; Chaetothyriales; Herpotrichiellaceae. Gene Ontology annotation, biological process: transmembrane transport. The coding region runs from base 120 to 2192 and encodes 690 amino acids. The record is from RefSeq and is a predicted model, not a curated record.